Messenger RNA from Marasmius oreades (fairy-ring Marasmius), 6920 nucleotides. RefSeq lists its product as uncharacterized. The record is from RefSeq and is a predicted model, not a curated record. NCBI's taxonomy places the organism in Eukaryota, Fungi, Basidiomycota, Agaricomycetes, Agaricales, Marasmiaceae. The transcript is spliced from 5 exons. The coding region runs from base 543 to 6659 and encodes 2038 amino acids.
CAAGCGUCCGCUCUUUUCUAUGAAUCUAUCUACUAGUAUCUACGGCUUCUGGUCGUCGUCUGUCAAUUCAACUCAUUUUCCUUCCAUUAAUGUUGUCAAAUCCCUGAAAUCCACAAGAAGGUCCCUUUCUCCGAAAGUCAACAGUGGAUGGAAGUUUCGCCUUCUAUAACAAGAUAAACUUCUCCAUUCUAUCACGACUCAUCGUAUACCAACUUAGCAGCCAAAUCCAAUCCGGUCAUAUCUCGUCCGCCGCCGUAGGGCUUUCGUUAUCGAAGUGGUCGGUGGCGCGGGGACUGUAAGCCAAUAAACGAAGGAUCAUAUCGAGGUGACAGCUUUUCGAGACACAUGUUGCCAGUGCACUCCACGGGACCGACAGAACUCUUGCUACCAAUUUUGUGGAGAUGCGACAGCGCAGCAGACAAUAUACAUGGGUCGACACUUGACUGUAGACAGAACAUUGGCUGCUACUCCCUGAGCAGGUAAUUUCGCUAUUGAAAUCCAAUUGCAAAAACUCCUCCCAAAGUUCAAUACCUGUCACAAAUAUGGCCGAUAGACCAGAUCCCGCUGUCCAUGACUUUGUGCGAGAUCCCUUGGGGUUCUUGACCCCGCCUAGAAGUGACCCCCGGUUUCCGGUAUCGACGGUCGUUAGUUCUUACAACAUGUUCCCCGCCCACAGAAAAGCGCAACCUGGUGGUAUACCCGAGCAAGGUUACUUCAAAUUUGUCCUCGAUCAUGAGGAUGCAAGGCGACGCACGUUCGAGAUCAAGUACCACGGUGAUAAAGAAAGCGCGGACACAAUCUUUGCGUACAACCUUGGCUACAAUGGUGGUGCCCUGACAUCCCGUAGGCCAGCAUUCAUCGAUAUCCCGAAACGCGUGGAAGAAAACACCCUUCUCUUCACCGGCACACUCUCUGGCUGCUCCGUGAUCGUGACGAACCUCGAUGACAACACUUACCGUGUCUUUCACGACUCUCGAGUGGACAGCUCGCUCCUUUAUAAUAAUGUCGAGAUGGCUGUCGACUUCAGUGACUACAGCUUUGCUGGCCUUGGUAUGGCCUGCGUGUUCAUGCAGUAUCGCAAUGGCCGGUGGAAUAUGUUUGUUCAACUACAGUUUCUUGAAACUGUUGGUGGGCGAGCGGUGAUUGUGCAGCGCCGCACGGAGAUACUAUUGGGUCUCGAUGGGGCCCACCUUCCCGAAAUUGGUCAUGAGUUUCGUCUGCAGACCGGCUACCUUCCUGUCAUGAUCUUGGAACCGGGGUCGUAUGACGCUCCACAUGCUAGAGCAUUAUUCGAUGUGAAGCGGGAGACGAACGAAAAGCGGCUGAGGCACCUCGCUCUCGAAGCCUUUCCAAACAUUAACAUCCCCAACGAGCCCGACGGUAACUUUGAGCCGUUUGAGGGGAAUAAGAUUAGUCUCCAGAACCCCGCUGUCAGGCGUACACAGGCGAUACGAGAUGUGGUUGCGCUACCUCAGGACAGUAUCGAAACGCAGUUUGUCACAGCCCAGGGUGAGUAUGGGCUGGUUGAUAGCGUGCUCAAUUUGCAAAACAUAAAGCUCAAGGACCUCGUUGACCCUGCAAGGAAGGAAUCCGAAUUUCUCGACUUUAUAUACCUCUGGAUCAAACAGAAGGAGGCGAAAGGACUUGAUGCGGUGGUCAUCACCGAUGGACGGUUGGAAGCAAGAGUUGGUAGCACCGCUGGUGAACGUCUCACUGGCCAACAACUGGACACACUUCUCGCUCGCGAUAGAGAAUUUGCAGCUGGUUACAAUGGAUUUGAUCAAGUUGAGAUACCGGGCUGGGCUAGUGACAUGACGUCUCUGGAAAUGACCGAGUUAUUCGAUUUGUCACCAAGCCUCACCCAGAGUCAAAUGGGCGCCUUGGUGCGGCACAUUAGCGUUACUCGCGCAGAGGAGUUUGAGAAGGUGUGGGAGCAGACAGAUAGCAUCAUUGACAUGUUCCAGAAGGCUGGAGGUUCGACAAAGCCUAUGCCGCAAGAUCUCCUCCUAAAUGCAGUGCCUGAUGAGCUGGGUGGUCGGUGUUAUCCUCUGGUCCGUGCGAUGUCGGCAGCAUUGGCACGAUCCGACUUCGCAGUUGACCAACUUGGCAUCAAGCUUGUUUCCCUCUCACCUUCAUCGAGAACAGAUUUGAAAGAUGCAGAGUUAUUCAGGCAAUGCUUGAAAGAUUUACAUGCCAGCUACCCCGCUGCCGCUGCUUCCACGCUCAUCGGCCGUACUAACAUCGAAGAUGCAGUCAAUAAGCUCUCUGCAGUAGAGGGGAAAAGCACGAUCUUUGCUUUGAACACUGAUACACAUGCCAUGCUACUUGGAGCGACAAAUAGAGGCGGCACAACUUCUUACCACUUCUAUGACCCCAACUUCACCAUUGCCAGUUUCGCUUCGCAGCAGGAGUUGGUACAUGCGACCAUGAAAUUCUUCACGGAGUUCAAAUUUGCCGAUCUAUAUGGUGCAGGAGGUACUCCGUCAGAUCCGAUCUUCACUUUAGUCAAACUUGACACGAACAAGAUGGCACGCAUCGGCUUUGACUUCAAGUUGAACGUUGCAGACUUCUUUGAACCCGAGACGCUCACGGAGACUGUCAGCAUCAAGGCGGUUACUGAGUUACAACUCCCUGAUCCAGCACAUUUCACAGAAAACCGUGCUCUCGGUGCAGGGGCAGGCUUGCUAGAAGCCUCAGAACUAUCUGAAGCAUGGCUAAAUGCCACGGCGAAGCUGGAGGCAAGCAACGGCCUUGGAGAGCACUGGAUGCCGAUCCUUGAGACGUUGGAGAAUGUAGACAGUGGGGGUUACCGUAUUCAGUUCAUCAACCUGAAAGACCCUGGCGAGACACGUUGGAUUAGCACCGAGGAUUCAGAGAUCAAGGAAUUCAAGGUGUAUCUAGAUGAACGUCUCAAGGCUGUCAAUAAGGCUUACCGAUUCGAACAUGGAACCUUCGUCCUGAAUGAAGACGUCAUGUCCGCUGAAGCGACCGACGGGUUGAAUGCAAUGUUUGUCGUAAAGACACUGAUCGAGCACUUCAGUAACAGGAAGGAUAGCUCUCAGGAGAAUAAAAAUGCCAACACCAACCUCGCAAUGGCACUGAAGGUCCAAAGCUACAUUAACCUUGUGCAACUUGGCGACCAGAGUUUGAGUGAUGUCGUCAAAGUUGUCAAGCUCACUCAGACUCUUAUCAGAAGCGAAGAGGCGGCACAGUCUUCAUUAUCCGCUAUCACUAGAGCCCUUAGCCAGACCACAGAGGGUGUUAAUCUCAUACUCGGUGGUGCCAACGUUGUCCUUGAUGCCUACAUGCUCAGCAAAGCGCAGGAUGAGAUAGAGAAGGCCGUGUAUGGUACACAACUGGCAUUUGACUCGGCCAGCUUCCUUGCAAGUGCAGGUAGCCUUGGUGCUGGAAUGGUGGGAGCAUCCAGUGCUAGUGCUGUCCUGGGGGGUGCGAGUGUGAUACUGGGAGGACUUGCCUUCGGCUUCGGAGCGUUAGCAUCAGCAUUCGGAAAGGUUGCUGAAGAUGCGCAGACGGUGGGCAAGUACUUCGGAGAAACAGAGGCAGCCUACAAAGCAGGAGGAUACAAAUAUGACAAGGAGCACAAGAUUCUAGUUCCUCUUGUAGGCGCUGUCAUCAGCGAACUCAGCCUGACCGGCGAUGUCAAAUUUGAUAGCCAGUACAUCUAUCGCACCCGUCAUGGGUCGACAGGUUCAGGCUAUAUCAACUACUUCUUUUGGGUUGGUGACUCCCCACAGAUGGUCAGGGACAAGUCCCAAGCUCUCAACGUACGCGAGGGCAUUGGAGCUCCAGCAAGUGGCACACUUGCAACGAUACUCGACUAUACAACAAUCAUCUUGCCAGCAACUCCAAAAUCCUACAUUAGCUAUGAGUAUAUGAUCCUUCCCUUUGCAACAUCACGCCACGACUAUGGUUUUGACGUUAUUCGGAGGCUCGAAGUUGACGGACGAUUUGACUAUGACUUCUACGUCUUUCCUAGCGAGUACAUCAUUCGACGUAUCUCGCAUGAAUAUGUGAAGACACUCAUCACUGUAAAACUCAGUGAACGACCUGUGCGUGUCCAGGUCCCCUCUCUCCCCAACAAUAUGCACGGUGUUAUAAAGUAUACACUUCACGGUGCGGGUGCUGACUACACGGUCGGUUUUAUGGCUGGCAUAGAGGUAAUUUUGUCCUCGACCAAAAAUACACGCUGGAUCUUGGACUGUGGGGAUCUCACCGACGACCAAAUUACCGUCGGAUCUGACAGUGUCUUAGUUGCAGGAGUACGAGUGACAAUCACAGACCGGAACUUCACAUCCAUACUCGUCAUUAACAAGCAAAAGGAGGUGUUGCAAGUCGAUUUCGACAACCAUAACACUUUUGUUGUGAAGGAGGAUGCAUCUCAGUUUCCCGAUGGCAACGAGAAAAUUCUUGCUCAUCUUAAUGAACUCAACGACAAGCACUUGCUCCGUGGUAUGUUCAUCACAAUAGAGAACUGCACUACGCCUUCAGGACGAGCCGUUGGCCGUGCUUUUUAUGACAUCACUAAGAAGCGUCUGCUCUACACUGUUGAUGCACCCAUACUCCUGACGGAGGACGUUCAGUUCGGUGCGGAUACCAGCAGAGACGAGGUUUAUUUCUACAACACGGAACAUUCCAGUAUCUGGCGAGUGGACCCUGCAGUUGGUACCUGUCUAGCGAAAUACAACGCACUUUAUCCUUCUCCUAAUAGAACACUAACGCGUGUUUGGAAAGAAGACGAUUAUGUACAUGCCGUCUUCCGUCAUCACCUCGCUGGAAACAAGUUCGGGGAGCUCAGCUAUGUCCUCGAAGCCAAUAGCAUGACGCUAGUCAGUUUGGUCGGAGACUCGGACUCACUACAUAGGCUCAACGGAAUGGACAAAUUGGAGCCAACUUCGAUUGAUUGGCUGUUAAAGCCAUAUGACGCCGGUGUUAAGGACCCUCUCCCCACACCUACUGAUUCUUUGCCUGGGAAGAAUAUCAAGGCGGUCGUUGCUUCCCACAUGCUCUCUGUGUUUGGAGUGGAUGAUCAAAAAGUUCCCUAUCGCUUCUGGAUUCGCUUCGCUGAUGGGACCAUCAUCAAGCCAAGCUUCUCUCCUCCAGCUGAUGUCGUCCUCGCCGGUGUCAUUGCUCUACCCGGCGGCAAUGAAGAAUUCUGCUUCUACUCUCUCAAGGAACAACGGAUAGUGGUCCAGAGAGGUACUGGAACGCAAAGUGGCAAACCGGUAGAUGUUACUGUCCCCGCUGUAUUUGGAGAACUGUCAAAUGUCCUCUGCGUCGAAAGCAAGCUUUUUGCAGUCACGACAUCAGGGUAUGUUCUCCGGAUAACCUCACAGGGAACGCUGUUCCUCGAGGCUGUAAAUCGACAAUGGUUCGUACAGUUUGAGUCGGACAAAAAAACUGGCCCAUGGUGGACUGUGUUGAAAGAGUUCGCAGAGAUCCAGGGGGCGAGAACAGUUGCAAUUCUCGGUCUUCACGACUCUAAUCAUACCAUUAUUCCCGCCUGGCUCUGCAAUGGCAGAAUCGUUAUCUCUUCGUCCCUUCUUUGCGAACAACAAUUACAGCUCGUAGGACUAGCGGAGGGCGGGAAGGAGGCUUGGUUGUCCCACUGGAAAACUGAUUCUAGUCAGUUGUACGGUCAGCUCUACAGCCAACCCCUCGUACCAGACGAUCAGCUCGUAGCUGUCCUUUCCCCAAACACACCGCUCGUAUUCUCCGAAUCGAAGGUUCCAGAGGGCAAGAAAGUUCUUGAACCAUACCCCUGCAAGAUGGUCGUCAUGACAAACAACGGACUGCAGUAUAACACUACAGAAGGUAUCAUCUUGAUCAUUACGAACCAGGAUACCAUAACACUGUAUGGCGUCGACAAGGACUGGCAGCAGAAUCAUAUCCACAGCUUGGAGGCUGCCCUGGACGAAUUAAAAAAGAAUUGGGAUCAUGGCGAAGUCAUUGUCAUGCAGGGACUGAAACCCACCAGCGCGCCGUCAUGGUAUCUAGUCCCUGCAGGUAAAGUGGUUGCCGUGACUGUCGAUAACAUUACAUGGCUCGAUAACCCUCUGUGGCUCGGCACCGAUGCCAGCGGCGCCACUGGCUAUUUCUACCUCGCUUCGCGUGGCAUCAUUUACUCUUUCGAGGUCGGAAAGCCAGCUAAAGCAGAACGUGAGGUCGCUAUGGCUGCACGCUUCGACCGCCUUCUGGUUCUCGUGCCCAGACGUGGAACUUACCUCUCGCUGUUCACUCUAUGGAAGUUUUGGGAUGUCAAGCUGUCCCAGCCUAAAGGUGAGGAAAGAAGUCCUAUCCCAGAAGCUUCCAAUUAUGCAAUCGUCGUCGGGUGGAACAACUCGUGCCAGGUCGAGGUGGCACGGUCCAGUACGGUGUCCGAUGACACCAGAGCUCUGCUAGCGAAGAAGAUUGGACAUAAUCUUGUCGUUGUCAACGUCUCUACCGGCCGCUCCUUGACCAUUCGCAAAGCCUUUACUGCGGUCCCUACACACACUGACAUCACCGUCAAGUUUACCAACCUAGGUUUUACUAUCCUACCCGCGGACCUCCAGAGUAUGCAUGCAUGGCUGUAUGAAGACGCUGUCGAACUUAACACGGUGAAGUCUGUUGGCCAUCACGUGCAGAAUUCUAAAUUUUGAUUGCUACCUUUCACGGAGUGCACCAUUACCUUCGUCCUUCAGCUUUCUUCUUCCAUCCUGAAACAUAGCCUAUGCUGUAGAAAGUCCAAGUUCUUCCGAAACGAAAAAUCUGUUCUUCCCUUCGCUCUUGAUUUCCCGAGACAAGGAUACUAGAUAGCAAUCCUUUUAUGACUUGUAAUAACACCCUAUCUGAAUACCUAAUCUCUGGAAGCUUUUGUGUUGUCAUCUGAUACGGUAUUUAAAUGAGGAAGUAAAACGUAC